This is a messenger RNA of Pocillopora verrucosa, 1713 nucleotides long. Its product is annotated as galactosylgalactosylxylosylprotein 3-beta-glucuronosyltransferase 3-like. Gene Ontology annotation, molecular function: galactosylgalactosylxylosylprotein 3-beta-glucuronosyltransferase activity. Lineage: Eukaryota; Metazoa; Cnidaria; Anthozoa; Scleractinia; Pocilloporidae. Gene Ontology annotation, biological process: carbohydrate metabolic process; chondroitin sulfate proteoglycan biosynthetic process. The record is from RefSeq and is a predicted model, not a curated record. Gene Ontology annotation, cellular component: Golgi membrane.
GAAACAAAGACUAUCCAUGCUGUUUGCAUUUGAUAGGCGCAGGAAUAGACUAUUUCUUUACUUCGAAAAGCCAUAAUAACGGCAAGAUUUUGUAAAUGAAAGAAAGACGUUCAUCAGACUGCGAAAAGGUUAACGUGUUAUGUCUUGAUGCCUUUUGAUGCUAUGAAGCUUGUCAACACGAGUACCCUGUGCACUGCGAAAUGAACCGGAUACGAUGUACGAAGUUUCUUUUACUUGUCAUCUUUGUGAGCCUGUUCGCGUAUCUCAUGCUUAAAGACGAGUCCGUUUGUAUCACUGUAAACAGCGUCCAUAAUGCAAUGACUGCGAGAGAAAUUGCUACCUUGUUACAAGGAGGUGAGAAAACGGAGAAGCCCUGGACAGAAGGAAAAGGGGGAAAAGUGUCAAGCAGGGUAAAAGAUAAUAAAGAAGUAAAAGCAGUGGAGGGGAAACAACAAUCACUUCUUGAGAACUUGAUAAAAGCGAGAAAAACGGAGGAAGAAUUGAAAAAGAAUAUUAUCCGGCUAACCACCGAGCUUCGCAGCGUUCAUAAAUUCAGAGGUGGAAGUGAACUGAACAGGCUUAAGAGAGCCGAUGAAUUAAAUCUUCCUACAGUUUUUGUUAUUACUCCUACGUUCAAACGUUUCGUACAGAAAGCUGAGCUUACUCGAGUCUAUCAAGCUCUGAAGCCUGUCAAAAACCUUCAUUGGAUUGUGGUCGAAGACGCUGUUAAUAAAACUGACUUAGUUGCGAAUUUUCUGAGGACUUCGGGUUUGAAGUACACUCAUCUAAAUGUAAGAACUCCUGACAUUUUACGCCGCCAUCGGAAUGAAAUGCGACGAAUGAAACCCCGUGGUGUGGUACAGAGGAAUCUGGGUAUUCAGUGGCUACGCGAAAACAUUGAUCCUCACAGAACGUCUGGAGUAAUUUAUUUUGCAGACGAUGACAAUACAUAUGAUAGUAAAAUCUUUGACGAGAUGCGUUGGAUACAAGGAGUCGGUGUUUGGCCAGUGGCAUUUACAGGUGCAGCGCGUUGGGCAGGUCCCUUAUGUAAGAAUGGUAAGGUUGUCGGUUUUCAUGCAAAGUGGGGUCGGUUUCGUCCGUUUCCUAUCGAUAUGGCUGCAUUCGCGGUGAAUCUAAGAAAGCUGUUGAUUGACUUCCCAAACGCCAAGUUUGUAGCAGUAGAGAAGCCUGGAAUGUUAGAAUCAUCAUUAUUGAGCCAAAUAACUAAAGUGGAACAACUGGAACCGGUUACUCCAAACUGUAGCAAGGUUUAUGUGUGGCAUACAAGAACAGAAACACCAAGAGACAGCAUUUUAGGAGAAAAACAGUUGAUAAAAAAAGGAAUGCCAUCCGAUAAAAGCAUCGAAACGUAACCAUGGCCAUCCGAGUCACUUCCCGAUGCAAUUAAGUUCUUCAGUUAUGCCAUAUCACAUUCAAUUCUUAUCUCAUGAAAAAUAUUUAACUCGAUAAGAAUGAGACAACAUUUCAAUUUGGAACAGAAUUUUUCUCAAAUAUUUUCUAGGCUAUGCGCAAUUACAUCUCUAAUAGCGCAGAUAGAGGAAAUAUGAAAUCCCUGUCCCACAUCAGAACGAUGUGUACGCUGUUAUUUCAAAUAAAAAUAAAAACCUUUGUUCCUACAGGGAUUCUUGAAAGAGCACUUUAAGAUCAAGUUUCACAAGAAAAGUUAUCUCAUAUCUGGGAACAACAACAAUA